AGUUGUACUUCUAGCUCCUACAACUGGCUACAGCGUUUCAGGUACUGCUUAUUUUCUCGAGAAUUAUCGCAUUAGCCUUCCAACAGCCACGGAAUUAAUGGCCACCCGUCCUCCCGAGGCAAAAGCAAAACCCCGGCACCCGCGCGCGCGCCCCCAGCCGCAGGUCGCCACGCCCCCGGCCGAUGUUGAGCUGCGCGACAGCAAAGACAGCCUCGCUCGUCCCGACGCUCUGGGCGGUGCCUCCGGGCAACUACCGGCCGAACAGCAAGAGGAAAGCCUGCUGGAGGAACUCGAAGAUGGCGUCGUCGGGUUUUUCAACCGGAUGUUCGGCGCAGGAGUCGCGUCGCCCAGCGACGCCGCCAACGAAGACGCGUCGAACGCGAUACAGAGCCCCACCACGUUCGUGGAUGGCAAAACGGACGCGCGCAGCCCAGUCGGGGACAGGAGUCCAGCCGCGGCGAGUUCGAGGUCGGAGUCUGUUGGAAAAAAAGGACGUCGUAAUCGGGGUGUUGCAGGAGAAGAAGAAUUACAAGCAAAGUUUUUCACGGAGCAGGAGGGCCGCGAGCAAAGAACAGACGCUGAACAACAGCUUGUGGAUCAUAAUCGGGAAGAUGGGCCGCUGCUGAUGUCCUCUCGACAACCUAGUUACAGCCCGGACAGGGAGCUGCAAGAAAACAAUAGUUACGGAUUCGUUGCUUCUGGCGGUACUUCUACAGCUGUUCAACGAGGACGACGAGCAGGGGGAAUAAAGGCCAACGCGCUGGUGCAACAAGGUCUUCUGAACGAGUCGUCCUCUUCUGCUGUGGAGCUAGAGCAGCACGACAGCGUUUCGGAAGAUGUGGUCUCCAAGUCCGGGCAGGCGGGCCGGGGUCGUGCGCGGGACAAGGUGGACCAACCAAGGGGAAAGCUGUGGACGCGGUCCAAGCUGCCCCAGCAGCGGGGUUACGACAAUACGACGACGUCACAGUCACCGUUGAUGUUCCCCGCAGCUCAACAGCGAGGACAUCAGCAGGAGCUGCUCUACUCCGGGAAGCCGAAGCAACCCCAGCAGGUUCUUUUCCAGCGGUCCAAGGCUGCGCAGCUGGAGCGAAUGCUGCGAGAGGCCAACAGUCUGAUCAGCUCCUCCGCGACUGGGGGUUCGGACCGCGAGAACCUGCGAGACUUGGCCUCGGUCCUGAUGAGCAGUUACCACGAAGAAGACGAGCAGGAGGCGGACCACGACGCAGACGACCGGACCGGCGCACGAGGACAUCUUCUUCAACCGCACCAGAAAUUUUGGUCUUCCUCCAACGAACGGACGAACGCGAAGACGAAAGCCAAGUUGGAAUUGCUGAAGCUGAAUCUCUAUGAAUCGCAAAAGUAUCGUACUAGUGUAAAUCGCAAUACAAAUUCGCUCAGCAUGACAACGGGAAUUUGUCAUGCCGUUUUGCCUUGGGAUGGAUAUUUGUAUAUGCAUGUUUGCAAUGACUGCGAGUGCGAUACUUUUGCACAGGAUAAUCUCGAGGCCCGGGACCGGGCUUAUGACACGCAAUUCGAGAGUAUGAGAGCGCACAUCAACCCGCCGUUAUUUGUCAUGCAAAAUCCGAAGUAGAAAUCCAGUACAGUUGCAGCCCUGUAGCAUUGUUGGCAUGACAAAUGCUGGAAGCCCAAAAAGCACUACAGUCGGCGCAUAAGAAAUUUGUCAUGCACAGGCUCCACAUGUGCUAGCGUUUAUAUUGCUGUUCAAGAGUCAUGCACUCCAAAAGCGGGGGAAGUUGUGCACUCUCAUAAAGAAGGCGAUCGGCAAUCUGAAGGAAGUACUGAUGACCCAGGGCCAAAUUUUCCAAGAAAGUUUGGACGCAGCCAAGGAGCAGCACAAACUGCGGGAGGAGGGGCUGGCGCAGGAGCUGCAGGUGAAAAGCGAGGAAACGGCGAAGUUGCAGCUCGAGCUGGAGCAGAAGGGGAGGCAGUUGGCCGAUAUCAAGAGCAAAAAUGUCUGGGUCUGGAAAAAUGCAACUUGUGAUGCUGCAUUUGGAUUCCAGAAAAAUCUGUAUUGCAUGAGCAGCAAAUGCAAAGGGAACGCGAUUCUUGCUACCCGGAGAGGGCGUUUGUCAUGCGGAAUAGGCAUCGAGAUGCCCUCAAAACAUCUGUGAUGCUAGGGCAUGCAUCACCGACAUCAUGGCUCAUGCAAAACGUGCAUGACAAGUCUCAGAAUCUUCCAGACCCGGACAUAUUUGCACUGCAUAGCCGACUCGCAGGCGCAACACAAGGAACUGGAGCUGCGGUACGCCGCUAUCAAUUGCAAAUAUGUCUGGGUCUGGAAGGUGGAAACUUGUCAUGGUAAAUCUGAAGCAUGCAGAAAUCUGUGUUGCAUGAGUGCCAAAAGCUGUCCACUUUUGAGAAAGUUGGAAGGGAGUUUCUCAUGCAGGAUAGGCAUGGCAGAGACCUCGCAGAGUCCGUCGUGCUACGUCCCGCAUUCCAGACCUCAUGGGUCAGGGAAAAUCUGCAUGACAAGUUUACACUUUUCCAGACCCAGACAUUUUUGCACUUGAUAGCCGCCCUGUGGAAGCAGUUCGAAAGUGCGCAGGAUGUGUUGCUGGCGCAGACCGGCGGCCGGGUCGUUUAUCAAGGGGAGAGAAAGACAGCCGAUAAAGUUUCUUCGAGCAGGAGUCCGAAGAAAAAGAAGAAAAGUACCAACAAGAAGAGCGGCUACAGUAGUACAAGCAGCUCCAGUGGCCGCGACGAGUACAAAAAGCAGAAACGGACGAGUCCAGAAACUCAAUCUGCCAAGAAGAAAAGCAGAAAUAAGCGAAGAACGGCGGAACAGAGCAACGUGAUCCGCGAGUAUUUUCAGCGUUGGAUUGACAUCGUAGCGCACAAAGCAGCUACUUCGCGACGCCGGGGAGUCGGUGAUGAAGAGCGGACGUCUACCAUUGUUCCGCCUUCGCUAACCUCCUUCACAACCAUCGGCACACCGCAGCAGCUGCGCCACACGACGACCCGCUACGAUGAAAGCGAUUCCGAUUCCUCUUCCCUGGCCGCUUAUCAAUCGCAAAUAUCGUGUCUGCCUUUGGAAGAUUGCAAGAUUUGUGAUGUAGAUUUUCCAUGACCCAUGAGGUCUGGUAUGGAGGACAGAGCAUGACAGAUUCUGCGACAGUCCUAUCAUGCCUAUCCUGCAUGAGAAACUUUCUCUGACAUUCACAUUCAUCAAAAGUGGACAACUUAUGAUAAUCAUGCAACACAGCUUUUUUCACAAUCCGGACUUAGCAUCACAAGUUGCAUUCUUCCAGACCCAGACAUAUUUGCAAUGCAUACCGCCUUCGCAGGCUCGUUCCGCAACCCGAAGAACAGUACAACUUUCGAGCGGGACCAGGCGAAAGCUCGAAUGCUUGCCGCGGAGGUAUCAAAUGCAAGUAUGUCUGUGUCUGGAAGGAUGCAGAGGUUUGUGAUGCAGCUUUGGCAUGACCCAGAAGGGCUACCAUGCACGCCCUAGCAUCACAGGUUUUGAGAAGGUCAGUCUCUUGAUGCGUAAUCCGCAUGACAACGCCCUUCUUUCGGUGGCCAGAAAUGUGCAACUUUUGGCCUCCAUGCAUGACAGAUUUUUGUGUGAUGUGAAAUGCGCAUCACAAGGUCGCAUCUUUCCAUACCCAGACAUAUUUGCAAUGCAUAGGAGGCCGCGCAAAGCAAAUUGUUCAAAGGGCCUAGUUCGUCAGUGCGGGCGUCGGACGGAAGCAGGUACAGGAAGGACAACGGCGGAAGAAGUCGAAGCAGGGACAACUACGAGGGACAACGACUGGAGAAGAUGACAGGAGGAGCACAACAAACAGGUUCUACUCGUCGUGAACAAGUAGAGGCUGCUGCGCGGGUGAGGAGUAGUACUACAUCCCGAACUUCGUCUGUGAAGCAAAUCGAGCGCGAACUGGAGAACGAGAAGCUCGGGAUCGUCAGUGCGGCCAGUCGCGAACCAAAGUUGAUAUCAAGUGCAAAAAUGUCCGGGUCUGGAAAAGUCGAACUUGUAAUGCGUGUCUUGCGUUCCUGGAAAAUCUGUGUUGCACGAGCAGCAAAAGAGAAGCUUUCUUUGUCAUGCAAAAACGCAAUUUGUAAUUCGUCAGAAAGCGUCUCAAAAACUUGUCAUGCUUGGCUGCCAUUGGAAGCGCUUCAAUCAUCCACAUUUUGGCAUCACAAGUUUCCAGACCCAGACAUUUUUGCAUUUCAUAGCUGAAAGCCGCGGACAAAGUUGUGGAGAAAGGAAACUUUGUCUACUCGGCUUCUUCAAGGUUGGAGAAUGCAGAGCGGGAUCGAAGUAGAACUGACGACAAGGACCAGAAUCAUCAAAAUUCCACUUCUAGUACCACGCAGCUAGAUCGACUACGAGGACCACAGGCUAGUUCGGUACAACGAGAUGGUGGCCGCACAAUGGUGGUUUCGGUGCCCACCCGAUCUCCGUCCCCGAACGUGCGUGCGCAGGACCGAGAAAAUGCGCGCAGCUUUUUGCAAGCCAUGCGGACGACGUCCACGGAGAGGACUAGCGGACCGAGUUGAGGAAAAUUCCGUUUGUUGGAAGUAGUACUACGAGCCAGUACCCCGGCCUGGUUUUCCGUUUCGGUGCUCUCCUGACCUCGGUUUCGCGUUCUUAAUUUUGCUAAACACCACCGCCAAAUUCUGAGCUUUAAUGAGAAUAUAGCUGGUCUUCAUUCUGCGCCGGUGCGGGAUAGUGCAUACUGCAGCGCAAUGAGUUCUUUGGCUCAAGAUUAAAUAAGGACUGUAGCAUUACCGCGUAUAAUUAGUUUGUCAGAAU
This is a messenger RNA of Amoebophrya sp. A120, 4777 nucleotides long. The record is from the annotation of a GenBank genome assembly. Lineage: Eukaryota; Dinophyceae; Syndiniales; Amoebophryaceae.